Messenger RNA from Talaromyces proteolyticus, 657 nucleotides. Its product is annotated as Mss4-like protein. The transcript has a single exon. The record is from RefSeq and is a predicted model, not a curated record. Gene Ontology annotation, molecular function: carbon-sulfur lyase activity. The coding region runs from base 134 to 430 and encodes 98 amino acids. NCBI's taxonomy places the organism in Eukaryota, Fungi, Ascomycota, Eurotiomycetes, Eurotiales, Trichocomaceae.
ACGAGGAUGUUCGCCAUGACGUCAAACAGUCAUCAUAGGAAGUUUUCCAGACAUCUUGCCUAUAUAAAUCCAAAGUCUUGAUAGUAUUUCAAUACGAGAAAUUGGAUCGGCUCAUUCGUGAAGAUUAUCGAUCAUGCCAACUCUCACUGGGUCCUGCUUUUGUCGAAAUAUCCAAUAUAAGCUGUCUCUCGACUCAAUCGACGAUGUACGAGCCUCGCUUUGCCAUUGUCACAACUGCAAAAAGGCAUUCGGUACAAAUUAUGGUCUGACUGCCAAAGUACCAAAAGACUCGCUCCAUAUUACCAAAGGGAGCCCCAAGCAACAUGUCUCGGAUAACGGCUCGGGGGCGCUGAUUCAUAGGGAGUUCUGUGAUAACUGCGGCAGUUUCAUUCUCGAGUAUGGAGUAAGCGUCGCAUUGAUGCGAACUUGAACUGGAACAAGAAAGACUUACUCCUGUUCAACGUAGGAUGCUGUAAAAGGGAAAUUUCGAUAUAUCACCGUCGGGUCGCUGGAUGAUCCAGAGGCUCUGCCUCCAAAGGGCGAGUUCUUUUGCAAGGAUAGAGCGAGUUGGAUGCCUGAAAUUCCUGGUCAGUAGGCCUCAAGUUUCUUGAUGCGUGCUAAGAGGAUUAUGACAGAUGUGUUUCACAAACGGAUGAU